Fusarium coffeatum is the source of this 513-nucleotide messenger RNA. RefSeq lists its product as uncharacterized. The transcript is spliced from 2 exons. Bases 1 to 513 code for a protein of 170 amino acids. Lineage: Eukaryota; Fungi; Ascomycota; Sordariomycetes; Hypocreales; Nectriaceae. The record is from RefSeq and is a predicted model, not a curated record.
AUGCAAUUCGGACUCGUUAUUCUUGCUGCUUUGCCCACCACGUGGGCGGCCCACGCCUACGCAGUUCCUCAAAGCCUUUCAAUGUUAGAAAGCAGCGCCGAGGACAACGGCUGCACACUCCCCGAUACCUAUUAUAUCCGCAACUUCAAGGCAGAGUCCAAGGAUGGCGGCAAGACUCUCACUGGCUUCGACUUUACAUUCCUCGACAAGGACACAGACUUGACCACUCCCUGCCACAAGAACUCUUCCUCAGAGCCCAUCACCGGAAUGGGGACCGACCGAUUUGCGUGUGACGACAGCGCAGUCGAGUUUCUGUGGGAUAGCGACUACCAGAAGCUUUGGAUGAUGGAGAAGGUUUGCGGCCAAGCGGAUGGGAGUCUACCAUACGAGGCCAGCGGAAGUGUCAUGCUCCCUCUCAAGUGUGCCAGGACUGGCAGUUGCUCAACCAACUCAACAGACCACAAGGCGGGUUUCACUAGCCUUCAGCCUUCGAGGCAAGCACCUCCAUCAUAA